Messenger RNA from Hibiscus syriacus, 1375 nucleotides. Its product is annotated as fimbrin-1-like. Gene Ontology annotation, molecular function: actin filament binding. The transcript is spliced from 9 exons. NCBI's taxonomy places the organism in Eukaryota, Viridiplantae, Streptophyta, Magnoliopsida, Malvales, Malvaceae. Gene Ontology annotation, cellular component: cytoplasm; actin filament; actin filament bundle. Gene Ontology annotation, biological process: actin filament bundle assembly; actin filament network formation. The record is from RefSeq and is a predicted model, not a curated record. Bases 78 to 1220 code for a protein of 380 amino acids.
UAGCAGAUCUCAACCUUAAGAAGACACCUCAGCUUGUGGAAUUGGUGGAGGACAGCAAUGCAGAUGUUGAGGAACUUAUGGGGUUAGCUCCUGAGAAAGUUAUACUGAAAUGGAUGAAUUUCCAUUUAAACAAAGCCGGCUAUGAGAAAACUGUUACUAAUUUUUGUUCAGAUGUGAAGGAUGCAAAAGCUUACACUUACCUGCUUAAUGUUCUGGCACCAGAGUACUGCAAUCCGUUGACCCUAGAUACAAAGGAUCCCGUUGAAAGGGCUAAACUUGUUCUUGACCACGCAGAGAGAAUAGGCUGCAAACGGUAUCUGAGCCCAAAAGACAUUGUUGAGGGCUCAACAAACUUGAAUCUCGCAUUUGUGGCCCAAAUCUUCCAUGAAAGAGAAGAGAGGUGUUUUGGACUAUGGAUCAAUAGUCUUGGAAUUGAAAGUUAUGUUAAUGUCUUUGAGGAUGUUAGAACUGGUUGGAUACUUUUAGAAGUGCUUGAUAAAGUUGCUCCUGGAUCAGUGAACUGGAAGCAUGCAUCGAAACCUCCAAUUAAGUUCCCAUUUAGAAAAGUGGAAAAUUGCAAUCAAGUAGUGAAGAUCGGGAAACAGUUGAAAUUUUCCGUCGUGAAUCUCGGCGGAAAUGAUAUAGUGCAAGGAAAUAAAAAGCUCAUAGUUGCUUUCCAGUGGCAAUUAAUGAGGUUUAACAUGCUUCAACUUCUCAAGAGUUUGAGAUCCCGCUCCCGAGGAAAGGAGAUAACUGAUGCAGAUAUCUUGAAUUGGGCAAACCUGAAAGUCAACAUUUCAGGAAGAACUACCCAAAUAGACAGCUUCAAGGACAAAAGCCUUUCCAAUGGACUGUUCUUCCUCGAACUUUUAAGUGCUGUGGAGCCAAGAGUGGUCAACUGGAACCUUGUAUCUAAGGGUGAAAGUGAGGAGGAGAAGAGGUUGAACGCAACAUAUAUCAUAAGUGUGGCACGGAAGCUUGGGUGCUCGAUUUUCUUGUUGCCGGAGGACAUUAUGGAGGUAAACCAGAAAAUGAUCCUCACAUUAACAGCCAGCAUAAUGUACUGGUGCCUUCAACAUACCGCAGAAGAGGCCGAGGCAGCUCUAUCCCCUUCAAAUGGCAACGGUAGUAUUACUCACACACCAGAUGCAUCUCCAGCACCAUCCAUUAGUGCGGUGAAGAUGAAAGGUCAUCGCUGUGUGGUGAGAUGUCAAGCUUGACGGUGGACGAUGCUGCCUCGGACGUUACAGUUUCGUCAUCUCAAUGUGAGGACGAAGAUGCUGAAAUUGCAACUGUGUAAAACCCCAUACAAAAGAGAAUAUGGUUGCAGUAGGUAGAAGAGGCCACGAGUUGAUUCAUACAAUCAGAAAGUUCC